ACAUUCAGCUGUUCAGGAGGAGAUUAUUUUAUAGAUGAUAGUGGAGGACUGGUACGGAGGUUUGAUGGUAUCGGUGGGUUGAGUGGUGGAGGGGCAACAUCUCGCCUGCUAGUCAGCUAUGCUGAACCCUACAGGAGCCAGAUUCUGGAUUACCUCUUUAAGCCAAAUUUCGGAGCUUCUUUACAAAUCCUGAAGGUUGAAAUCGGAGGCGACGCUCAAACAACAGAUGGUACCGAACCGUCUCACAUGCACUACCCCAACGAUGAGAAUUAUUUCAGGGGGUACGAGUGGUGGUUGAUGAAAGAGGCCAAGAAAAGGAACCCAAACAUCACACUUGUAGCUUUGCCUUGGGCGUUUCCUGGAUGGGUGGGUCAAGGUGAAAACUGGCCCUAUGACUUCCCUGAUGUUACGGCGUAUUAUGUUGUGUCCUGGAUCAUCGGAGCUAAGCAACAUCACAACCUGGACAUCGAUUAUGUGGGGAUUUGGAAUGAAAGGAGUUUUACUAGCAAGUAUAUAAAGAUCCUGCGCUAUACUCUGGAUAAGAGCGGUUUGGAGAGGGUUAAAAUCAUUGCCAGUGAUAACCUGUGGGAGCCCAUAACUCUUUUCGUUCACCUGGACCGUGAGCUCAGAGAUGUAGUGGAUGUGUUGGGUGCUCAUUACCCAGGAACCACCACGGUUCCUGCAGCUCUGCUCCUGGACAAGCAGCUGUGGGCUUCUGAAGAUUACAGCUCCUUUAACGAUGAUGUAGGAGGAGGCUGCUGGGCACGAAUCCUCAACCAGAACUACGUCAAUGGAAAGAUGUCAGCCACGAUUUCCUGGAACCUGGUGGCCAGUUACUAUCAGGAUCUUCCGUUCGGAAGAGAUGGGCUGAUGACCGCUCAGGAGCCGUGGAGCGGACAUUAUGUCGUGGAGUCGCCCAUUUGGAUCUCUGCGCACACCACACAGUUCACUCAGCCCGGGUGGAAGUACCUGCAGACUGUUGGACACCUGAAACACGGUGGGAGUUACGUAGCUCUGACCGACCAGAACGGAAAUCUAACCAUCGUAGUAGAGACCAUGACUCACGAUCACUCUGAGUGUAUCCGACCCCCUUUGCUGCCCUAUAACGUCACAGCGCAGACGGCUACGUUUUCUCUGAAAGGAUCGUUCGCUUCCAUCAGUGAGCUGCAAGUGUGGCACUCAAAGCUUGAUUUCAAGAUGAAUAAGUCAGUCCUGUUCCAACAGCUCAAAGCAAUAAAGGUCUCAAACGGCUCCUUUAGCUUGAACCUCGACCUGGAUGAAGUCUACACCAUAACCACCAUAACGACCGGACAUAAAGGGAAUCACACUGAACCUCCUCCCUCUGCUCCCUUCCCUAAAAUAUAUAAAGAUGAUUUUGAUGUCAAAUCCCCCAACUUCUCGGAGGCUCCUUAUUUCGCUGAUCAGACGGGGGUGUUCGAGUACUUCGUGAACCUGACGAGCGGCGGCGCUCAUGCUCACACGCUGCGUCAGGUGCUCACUCAGCGCCCGGUCACCUGGGUAGCAGAUGCUGAUCAAACCAUCAGCGUGAUUGGGGAUUAUAACUGGGAGAAUGUGAGCGUGUCGUGUGAUGUGUACAUGGAGGAGGAACGUACCGGCGGGGUGUUCGUGGCUGUCAGAGUGGAUAAAGGAGGAGGAUCGGUCAGGAGUGCCAGGGGGAUUUUCUUCUGGGUGUUCGCCGACGGGACGUACAAAGUCACCAACGAUCUCAGUGGGGAGACCGUCCUGGCUGAGGGGCUGUCUGGCACCAGAGCUCAUGCCUGGCACACUUUGACUCUUUCUGUUCAGGGGUAUUUUGCAUCUGGAGAACUCAACGGCUACGUGCUUUGGAAGGACGCCGUGGUUCUGGGGCCUAAGAACGGAUGGGCGGCUAUAGGCACAAACUCAUUUGAACUGGCGCAGUUUGAUAACUUUGUUGUUCAGGCGAAGUAACGUCACCCCCCUGAUACCUGCUUAUUUUUUAGCUUUAAUGGAACAUUUUGGGUUGUAAAUAUUGAGACAUCUUACAAGGUGCUUUGACUGAUUUUGGGUUUAAAUAGGUCUGAUAGUAUUUAAUAAUUUAAUACAGAAAGAUUUGUUUGGUUUCUGAUGCUUUCACCUUGAAUUUGCACUGAAAUUGUAAAGUUUGUACAAAUAAAAUCACUUCCAUUUUUAUAAAUGCAAACAAAUGUGUGGAUUUAAAAGC
Trichomycterus rosablanca is the source of this 2203-nucleotide messenger RNA. RefSeq names its product galactosylceramidase b (gene galcb). Bases 247 to 1950 code for a protein of 567 amino acids. Gene Ontology annotation, cellular component: lysosome. NCBI's taxonomy places the organism in Eukaryota, Metazoa, Chordata, Actinopteri, Siluriformes, Trichomycteridae. Gene Ontology annotation, biological process: galactosylceramide catabolic process. Gene Ontology annotation, molecular function: galactosylceramidase activity. The record is from RefSeq and is a predicted model, not a curated record. The transcript has 17 exons.